CAGCAGUGGGAAACAGUAGACAGAUAAGUGCGCGUGAGAGACUGCAGGCAUCUCUGUGAUCUCCGAGCUCAAGGCUCGACUCGGCGCACACAACACUGCGCACUCGGAGGCAUCACAAGCGGAUAGACAAAGAAGGAUCACUGGCGGUGUCAAGGACUGUCUUUUCGGGCUCUUUUGGCCGUUUCAGCCCUCUUCUCUCGGCGCACUUUAAUUGGAGAAGGUCGCCAAGAUGAUGUCCAUGAACAGCAAACAGGCGCACUUCGCCAUGCAUCCCUCGCUACCGGAGCACAAGUACACCACCCUGCAUUCCAGCUCGGAGGCAAUACGGAGAGCCUGUCUACAAACUCCACAGCUGCAAAGCAACAUUUUCGCCAGUUUGGACGAGACGCUCCUUGCCCGGGCUGAGGCUUUGGCGGCAGUGGACAUCGCCGUGUCCCAGGGCAAGACGCACCCAUUCAAGCCCGACGCCACGUACCACACCAUGAGCACCGUACCGUGCUCGUCGACGUCCACGGUGCCACUGGCCCACCACCACCACCAUCAUCACCACCACCAUCACCCGAACCUGGAACCCCCGGACUUAAUGGACCAUAUCAGCUCGCCCUCUCUCGCCCUCAUGUCCAGCGCGCACGACGGUGGCGGAGGUGGCGGCGGCGGUGGAGGAGGCGGCGGAGGGCUCAUCUCCACCUCCUCCGGACCCGGGCACGCGCACGCGCACGCACACUCCCACAUGCACGGCUUGAGCCACCUCUCGCACCAGGCGGCUAUGAGCAUGAACUCGCCUCUCACCCAUCACGGCCUCUUACCGGGUCAUCACGGGGGGGGCCAAGUCGGCCCCGGGCUGACCGGCAGCGGGCUGCCGUCCAUCAAUGACUCGGACACGGACCCCAGGGAGCUAGAGGCCUUCGCGGAGCGCUUCAAGCAGCGGAGGAUCAAACUGGGGGUGACCCAGGCGGAUGUGGGCGGUGCGCUGGCUAAUCUCAAAAUCCCCGGCGUGGGAUCGUUGAGCCAAAGUACAAUUUGUCGGUUCGAGUCGUUGACUCUGUCCCACAACAACAUGAUCGCGCUCAAACCCAUCCUCCAGGCGUGGCUGGAGGAGGCCGAGGGGGCCCAAAGGGAGAAAAUGAGCAAACCGGACAUUUUCAAUGGCGGGGAAAAGAAACGCAAGAGGACCUCGAUAGCUGCUCCGGAGAAAAGAUCCUUGGAGGCCUACUUCGCCGUUCAGCCGCGGCCCUCCUCGGAGAAAAUUGCAGCCAUCGCUGAGAAAUUGGACUUGAAAAAGAACGUGGUGCGAGUGUGGUUUUGCAACCAAAGACAAAAGCAGAAAAGGUUGAAAUUUUCCGCCGCCCACUGAUGCUAGGAGGAAAAAAAAAAAAAAAAAAGACACGAAACAAGUGGCUGAAUUUGGGGACCAAUGGACAGUGACAGAAAACCAUUUUCAGUCUUUUGUCUCCGGCGACCUUAUAAGCCGGUGCGCAAUGGGCUGCAGUCGUUCGAGAAGAGGCUUCUUAUAUAUUCGUUAUUUUUUCACGUUAUCGGUGAAUGUGAAGUAUGCAAAUAUCAGAUUACACCCACCUUGCGCCGUCCCCGUAACAAGGGAAAAAAGUUUAGCGACGUCGACGUUGCCUUUUAAAACAUGCGGGAAAGGGAAAGAUAUAAAGCAAGUUAAUUUCUCCGAACAGGCCUAUUAUUUGAACUAAUAGCCAUUCACAAAUUACCUCAUUGAUUGUCGUAUAAUGUUUUUUUUUUUGUUUGACUUCUGUCGUUGUUAAAAAAAAAAAACCCCACAUGUAUUUAUUUAUUUAUUUAUUUAUUCAUGAGUAUUUUUAUUUAUUUAUUUAUCUCUCUAUUUUCCGAUUGGGAGGCUGCUAUAAUUACAAUUUCGUUGCGAAAUCUUCUGGCUAAACGAAAAUGUAGGCCUGCAUGGAAUUCUAAUUCACAGGCAGCAUUUGAUCCGCUUUAGGCUCUCACGUCUGCUGUGGACAUAUUUAUUUCAAUUUGCACAAAAUACCCUUUAUUUAUUAGAGACGUGUUUUGUAAAUACAAACAUCACUUUAUCACAAGAUUGGAGUUGUGUUAGAAUUAAAAUGAAGGUGGAAACCUUUGGCACCACAAUUCAAGGUUUAAAAAAAAAAAGAAAAAGAAAAAAAAUCAACCAGAGCACGAAAAGCCUUGUCUGCUGAUGAAAACAAAACUGAAAUGUACUUUUUUGUGUUUUAGUUUGCAGUGCAAGCACUCUAUGCAUUGGAAGAGGAAUUAUGAAUAUUCUUUGGUACAGUAGAGCUGUCUACUGCAAUAGUCGAAUUUGCCUUGUGAUGGUGUAAGUCACUGUUAACUGCCUGUUUUCACAUUACGAUCACCACGUUGUUUGUCGUGUUAAAUGUGAAGGAAAACGUUGUUGCUAUGAUUUCUUUUUUAAAACUUUGUGCACAAAUAUGUUUACAGAGCUGGGGCGACGAAUGUGCGUCAUGGAAAUGUCUCUUAAACUCGGCUCUCCUCACAACUUGACCACACACAUUUGUUGUCCCCUUUUCUUUUGCUCUUAUACUUUCAAUUGUAUUUUUCAUCCUGUACGCCAAAUUCAACAGGGAGGUGUGUUCCAGCAAUCUUCUAAUAAAUCGAAAAAUUAA
Messenger RNA from Syngnathus acus (greater pipefish), 2630 nucleotides. It is a transcript of the gene pou4f1, whose product is annotated as POU class 4 homeobox 1. The record is from RefSeq and is a predicted model, not a curated record. Gene Ontology annotation, biological process: regulation of transcription by RNA polymerase II. The transcript is spliced from 2 exons. Lineage: Eukaryota; Metazoa; Chordata; Actinopteri; Syngnathiformes; Syngnathidae. Gene Ontology annotation, molecular function: DNA-binding transcription factor activity, RNA polymerase II-specific; RNA polymerase II cis-regulatory region sequence-specific DNA binding. The coding region runs from base 230 to 1354 and encodes 374 amino acids.